UGAGUUUGUGCCAGGCAUGGGCCGAAUCGGGAGGAAUGGGUACUCGCUAAGCAAGCAGCGUGACUUCCUUUACAUUCGAAUCCUACUGAGUGACAUGUCUACCCCACGGAGUAGCGAAGGGCCCCUGGAGGGUAUGUGCCAGCCCUCCUCCUCAGUGGAGAGCAGUGGUGGGGAGGAGGAGGUGUGGGACCCUGGCCUCCUCUUCCCUGUGGUCCGGCCGUCCUUUCUGGCCCAGAGACAACUGAGGCUCCGGACCUGCCAGAGCCAUCUGUACCCCAGGACGCGCCGCAAAAGAGAGAUGACCCCUGCCGAUAAGAAGGACGCCAACUACUGGGAUAAGCGCCACAAGAACAACGAGUCGGCCAAGCGCUCGCAGGAGAAGAGGAGGGUGAAUGACCUGAUGCUGGAGGGACAGCUGCUGGCCCUGAGUGAGGAGAAUGCCCGGCUGAGGGCUGAGUUGAUCACCCUGCAGCACUACAUAGGCCUGGGGAAAGAGGCAGGCCCAGCCACCCUGCCUUCCCAUGGCCCGGUUCCACUGUACAGGCUGCUGCCCGGUCUGAGUCACUCAUCAGUGCCUACCAAUCUGCUGAUGCCCUGGGGCUCCCCCUGCCUCCCCCAGCCAGCCCUGUACCCCAGCCUGCCUCUCUACCUGCCACACUGGAGGAGCGUGAGGGGCAGAAACAGGUCCUCGACAUACACAGAAGCUUCAGGGGCAGGUUCAACACAUUUACUCAGCUCAGAAGGUACCUCAGUCCAGACAGCUGCUAGCUAACAGAGUGGCUUAGAACAAAUCAACCCCAGAUUAUACAUAGGCCUACUUUAAUGGCAUGUAUUAAAUGUCAGAUAAUACAUGGACACUGUAUUUAUUGAAAGAUUAUUAAUCAACAAUUGCAAAUCAUAGUUUAAAAUAUUGUUAUAAAUGCCAUAUGUGUAUUAUUUACAUUUUGAGAGUGAACUGGGAGUUCAUUAAAUUAAUCUCAGACUGUUACAUGAGGAAUAUGACUUCUGUAUUUUUUGGCAAAAUGUGACUUUGGUAUUUCCCAAGAUAGUGACUGACCCUUGAGAUUCUAGUAUACACAUUUCUUUAUGAAGAAAAUAGUUAUGAAAAAGACAUCAGUAAUGAAAAAAUAUAUAUUUCCCAUAUUUGUUUUAUUUUUAACUUUUUAAAUGAUUAACUAAAUACAAAUGUAUCCGGAGUCAAAACAUAUGACAAACUACAUCAUAUGGUUAACUUGUAUUUAG
Coregonus clupeaformis (lake whitefish) is the source of this 1242-nucleotide messenger RNA. Its product is annotated as thyrotroph embryonic factor-like. Gene Ontology annotation, molecular function: DNA-binding transcription factor activity; DNA binding. The coding region runs from base 17 to 772 and encodes 251 amino acids. The transcript is spliced from 2 exons. Gene Ontology annotation, cellular component: nucleus. Gene Ontology annotation, biological process: circadian rhythm; regulation of DNA-templated transcription. The record is from RefSeq and is a predicted model, not a curated record. Lineage: Eukaryota; Metazoa; Chordata; Actinopteri; Salmoniformes; Salmonidae.